Messenger RNA from Lytechinus pictus (painted urchin), 2061 nucleotides. Its product is annotated as angiopoietin-1 receptor-like. Gene Ontology annotation, molecular function: protein binding. The record is from RefSeq and is a predicted model, not a curated record. Lineage: Eukaryota; Metazoa; Echinodermata; Echinoidea; Temnopleuroida; Toxopneustidae. The transcript is spliced from 9 exons. Bases 10 to 1866 code for a protein of 618 amino acids.
AACAUAGACAUGACUUUAGUAACCAACCACCCUCUUUUGGACCCCUUUAACACUGAUGAUCAGUACAUCAGCAUCUACCUUGGACAAGAACAUGCUACUCUAAGAGACUCUAUUGCAUUUGACCGUAUCAUCAAGACCGCAGAGUCCACAGGUCGCCCGAGUUACGACAUGUCAACUAAAACUCAUGGUAUAAGGUUUCAUUUCCGACAAUCACAGGGUAUCACUGCAUUGGGUGCAUUUCGUAUAGGCGUCGAAUAUGAAGGAGAAUCGCAUUAUACUUCAACUAUUGUCCUCAUGCAUAAUGCAACAAUAACUCCCGAACAAACAACCUUGACUGCCCAUCUCGGAGAAACUGUUACAAUCCUUUUCAACACAGAUAUGAUGACUGACACACUCAAGUGGCGGUUUAAUGGGGAUUUAAUAUAUGGCUCUAAAGGAAAGCAGAGUCUCACUUUGGAAAAUAUACAGAUGGAUAAGGCUGGAUUAUAUAAAUGUUUUAUACAGUCACACAGAUGGGAUGCAGACCAGCAAGCAAUACAGCUACUUCAUAUCAUCAAAUGUCCAGCAUACCGUUGGGGAGCUGACUGUGAACAAGAUUGUCCUGAGUGUCUUAACGGAGGCAGGUGUGAUGCAGACUCGGGGGAGUGUGUAUGUCCUCCUGGUUUUAGCGGGACAACAUGCGAUCAAGUCCUGGGGAGCAACCGGUUUGGACAAAAUGGCAGUUUUUCCUGUGAUACCUCAGGAGAUGACCACAGUCUAGCGUGUCGGGGAAAACUCUUCUGCCUACCAGACCCCUUUGGAUGCACCUGUGCUGCGGGAUUCAUGGGGAUCGAUUGCACAAGAGAAUGUGCACGAGGGAGAUAUGGGGCCAACUGCUUGCAAGAAUGCCACUGUGGCCCAACGAACAUCUGUAAGAAGGAUACAGGGGAGUGUAUGGAUGGGACUACAUGUGCAGAUGACUGGACAGGUGUCAAUUGCCAAGUUAGAGGUUCACCCUCUCUUGACACUGGUGAUGAUGAAGUGAUUACGGAUAUUGCAACCACUUCUCUCUACGCUCCCAUUGCUGACACCACUUUAGCUCCAAUUCCAGUUACCACGAUAGAUACCAUCCCCGCUAGCACAACCGAGACUACACAACCAGUUCCAUCUUUUGAAAUAUCAAGCUUCCAGUACUCCCGGGUUAACCACGGGAAUCCUACAACAUUUAUUUGUGUUGUGAAGGCAUCUCCGAGUCCUCCUGCAUUAGAAAGCAUCAGCGUCACCUACACAGUGAACGGACAACUAACGAUCAUUCCACGACUCAAUUCCACCGCUAAUGAGACAACCAGAACAUCCUGGUACCAGGCUACAGUGAGACUUGAUGAGAUGCCCAAGAACUUUACGUGUCUUUUCCGUGGACCGGACGAGAUGAUAUUAGCCUCACAAGAUCUUGCUGUCUAUGUCUUUGAGCCCCCAAACUUUAAUGAAGCAAACAUUCUCGUUCGGGAAUCAACAUCUCAAUCGAUCACCAUACGCUGGUCAGCUUGGAAUGGGAAUUAUGAUUACGGCGAUGGGCCAGUGAUUGGAUAUCAUGUCUACUACAACACCAAUGGUCAAAGUGAUCUAGUUAGAGCAUCACAAAAUAUCAUCAGCAAUACAACCUACCACAUCACUGGAUUGGUACACGAUAGACAGUAUGAUAUCAGAGUGACUGCUUUAAGAGAAGGUGAAGGGGGAGAGGGGAGUUACAGCUCACCAAUAACAAAAAGGACCAGCUGUAUUGCACCUUCUACCGCACCCGUCUUAUCCCUGAGAGGUCAAACUCAAUCAUCAAUCUCUCUGAGUUGGGAGGUGAUCUAUGACUAUUUCAUAUAUUCUUAUAAUUAAUCGCAAUUUAGGCUAAAAUAUGUUAAGAAAAAUAGCUGGCUGUGUAUUAUCAUAAAUAAGGCAUCUCUGAAUAAGAAAAAAAAAACUAGCAUUUAGUAUGCUCUCCAUAGUUAACUAUAUCACAGCGUUUACAAACGAUUUUAAAACAAGUACAUGAUAAUUACAAUACAAAUACACGCAAAAGAAAUUAAUCGG